Messenger RNA from Melitaea cinxia (Glanville fritillary), 1034 nucleotides. Its product is annotated as carbohydrate sulfotransferase 11. NCBI's taxonomy places the organism in Eukaryota, Metazoa, Arthropoda, Insecta, Lepidoptera, Nymphalidae. Gene Ontology annotation, biological process: carbohydrate biosynthetic process. Gene Ontology annotation, cellular component: membrane. The coding region runs from base 1 to 1017 and encodes 338 amino acids. The transcript has 3 exons. The record is from RefSeq and is a predicted model, not a curated record. Gene Ontology annotation, molecular function: sulfotransferase activity.
AUGACUAUAUUAAAGAACAGCAAAAACCAUACGGUGAAGGACUGGUCGACGGAACCUGACAAUUAUAGCAAGUGGCUGUUGCAGGGCCCGGUUUUGGGAGACGAUAACGAAUUAGAAACAACGAAUAGUGACUGGCUUGAGCCCGAUAAUGCAACAAUAAUCGAAUUAGAGAAACGGGUUGAUAAGGUUCGAGAAGUCUGUCAGUUACGAUCCAUUCAAACUAAAGACAUAAAUAGCAAGGAGUUCUUCGUGGAUCACGCUCAUAACCUCGUAUGGUGUAAUAUUUUUAAAGCAGCCAGCUCUUCGUGGUUGUACAAUUUUAAUAUUCUAGCUGGUUACGAGAAAAAAUUUCUCGCCAGAACCAGACAUACACCUCUAACAUUAGCUCGGAAGAAAUUUCCAAGACCAAGCGAAGAAGAACUAAGAGAUGCGAUCAACACACCGGGAGUUAUAUCGUUAAUGGUGGUACGAGAACCAUUCGUGCGGUUACUGUCAGCGUACAGAGAUAAACUCGAAAAUAUAACUCCUCCAUAUUACAGAAAAUUAGCAAGGAAAAUUGUGAUGGAACACAGGGAAGCGGCGACAAAAGUAUUGGGACCAAUCAAGUCAUUCGGUCCGACGUUUUACGAGUUCGUAGCUUAUUUGAUAACUAAAUACACGUCGGGAACAACAGCUGCAUUUGACGAGCACUGGGCACCGUAUUAUAAAUUCUGUACUCCUUGUGCUGUCAAUUUUACUGUUAUAGCUAAAGUUGAAACACUAUCGAGAGACUCGACGUAUGUCGUACAACAACUCGGUCUUGGACACAUAUUAGGAAGAAAGGUCAGAAACCGCAGGAUGCGUCUUCGAACUGUAAUGAACAAGUCACGAGAUGGAAAGAAUACUUUUGCUUUGUUAAAGUACUAUUUUGGACAGAUUAAUACUUAUAUGCUUGAUAAACUGUUAGAAAUAUAUGGUAUAGAUUUCGAAAUGUUUGGAUAUGAUUCAAAUAUUUAUCGCAGUUAUGUAAGAAAAUAAACUAUAUAUUUUAUGUA